Messenger RNA from Rhododendron vialii, 2965 nucleotides. Its product is annotated as phosphatidylinositol 4-phosphate 5-kinase 1-like. Lineage: Eukaryota; Viridiplantae; Streptophyta; Magnoliopsida; Ericales; Ericaceae. The record is from RefSeq and is a predicted model, not a curated record. The transcript is spliced from 8 exons. Gene Ontology annotation, biological process: phosphatidylinositol metabolic process. Gene Ontology annotation, molecular function: ATP binding; 1-phosphatidylinositol-4-phosphate 5-kinase activity. The coding region runs from base 305 to 2524 and encodes 739 amino acids.
UCUCUCUCUCUCUUUCUUCAAUUUUCAGUUACCCUUGACUGUUUCAAUUUUCUCUCUCUACUUUACUCUCUCUCUCUCUCUCUAUAGCUAUUCCUUGCGCUUCCCCUCCUCUUCUCGCUUCUGGGAUUCCUUUACCCUCUCGCAAGAACUCAACACAAAGACCAAGGCUAGACGGACAUACACACAGAAAUACACAUACAUAUACAGAGAGAGAGAGAGAGAGAAAUGCUGGUGGAAAAAGGGGUUACCCGGUCGUUCCCGGCGAUAUAAUUAGGAGAUACAGAAAACAGUAUUCCAAAAAAAAAUGCUAGAGCCGGUGAUGUUAUUUGAUGAGGAGAAAAAGAAACCCGAAGAGAGAGACACAGGGAUAACAACAGACAGCAACAAAACAGUUGUCCUCCUCGUCGGCCGCAGCAGAUCCCAAGCCCUAACCAAAAGAGUCACACCCACCACCAUCACCACCGCAGAGAAGCUGAUCCUCGGCCGCAGCAGAUCCCAAGCCCUAACCAAAAGAGUCACACCCACCACCAUCACCACCGCAGAGAAGCUGCUGCCGAACGGGGAUCUGUACGUCGGGAGCUUCUCGGGCACCGUGCCCAACGGAUCGGGCAAGUACCUCUGGUCCGACGGGUGCAUGUACGUCGGGGACUGGAAGCGAGGCAAAGCCCACGGCAAGGGAAAGUUUUCGUGGCCCUCGGGUGCCACCUUCGAGGGGGACUUCAAGUCGGGUCGGAUGGACGGGUCCGGCACCUUCACCGGACCCGACGGCGACACCUACUCCGGAUCCUGGUCGUCCGACCGCAAGCACGGGCAAGGCAAGAAACGCUACGCCAACGGCGACUCCUACGACGGCUCCUGGCGACGGAACGCCCAGGACGGCCGAGGCCGUUACGUCUGGCGGAACGGAAACGAGUACGUUGGGGAGUGGCGUAACGGCAUUAUUCACGGCAGGGGAAUCCUCAUUUGGGCCAACGGGAAUGAAUACCAUGGGAACUGGGAUAACGGAGUCCCCAGAGGCCAAGGGGUGUUCAAUGGAAACAGUAGUAACCUAACGGGAAAUACGAAGAAGAGAUCUUCGGUGGAUGGCGGGUCAAAGGGGAGCUUGUUGGUGGGUCCAAGGAUUUGCAUUUGGGAUUCGGAUGGAGAGGCGGGGGACAUUACCUGUGAGAUAGUGGAUAAUGUGAAGGCUGCGUCCUUGUUCUAUAAUAAGAUGUUUGAUUUUGAUGGUACGAGUCAGUUUCGAAGGAGUUCUUGUUGUCUUAUUAAUGGGGGUGAGAUGAAGAGACCGGGGCAGACGAUAUCCAAGGGUCACAAGAAUUACGAUUUGAUGCUCAAUCUCCAACUGGGUAUUAGGUAUUCAGUGGGGAAGUAUGCUUCGAUUGUACGCGAGAUUAAGCCCGGUGAUUUUGAUCCUAAGGAGAAGUUCUGGACUAGGUUCCCUACGGAAGGGUCAAAGACAACUCCGCCCCAUCAGUCAGGGGAUUUCAAGUGGAAAGAUUAUUGCCCCAUGGUGUUUAGACACUUGAGGGAGCUAUUUCAAGUUGAUCCUGCUGACUACAUGCUAGCUAUUUGUGGAAAUGCCGCUCUUAGGGAGCUUUCUUCUCCUGGGAAGAGUGGAAGCUUCUUUUACCUGACUCAGGACGAUAGGUUUAUGAUCAAAACAGUCAAGAAAUCCGAAGUCAAGGUGCUUAUUAAGAUGCUUCCAAGUUACCAUCAGCAUGUAUGCCAGUACAAGAAUUCCCUUGUCACAAAAUUCUUCGGGGUACACUGUGUCAAACCAAUAGGCGGUUUGAAGACUAGAUUUAUUGUGAUGGGCAACUUGUUCUGCUCGGAUUAUCGAAUCCAUAGAAGAUUCGAUCUUAAAGGAUCCUCCCAUGGCCGCACGACAGAUAAGCUUAAAAGGGAGAUUGACGAAACCACAACCCUUAAGGACCUGGAUCUCGACUUUGUGUUUCGCCUCCAAACCAACUGGUUCCAAGAACUUAUCAAACAAAUUGACCGAGACUGCCAGUUUUUGGAAGGAGAAAGGAUCAUGGAUUACAGUCUGUUAGUUGGUAUUCACUUCCGUGAAGACAAUGCUGGCGAUAAGAUGGGUCUAUCACCAUUUUUGUUGCGAACUGGCAAGAAAGGUUCAUUUCAAAAUGAGAAGUUCAUGCGCGGAUGCCGUUUCCUUGACGCAGAGCUACAAGACAUUGAUAGGGUUCUCACUGGCCGGAAAACCUUGAUAAGGUUGGGAGCCAACAUGCCGGCAAGAGCAGAGCGGAUGGUUCGAAAGAGCGACUUCGACCAAUAUACGGCAGGCGGAUUUACUCAUUCAGCCCUUUCACGCGGAUGUGAAACCUAUGAAGUUGUCCUCUACUUUGGGAUCAUCGACAUUUUGCAAGACUACGAUAUUAGCAAGAAGUUAGAGCAUGCUUACAAAUCCUUACAAGCCGAUCCGACCUCAAUCUCUGCUGUUGAUCCGAAGCUUUACUCCAAGAGGUUUCGCGACUUCAUUGGGAGAAUCUUUGUGGAAGAGAGGUAGCAGUUAAAAGAGGAAAAAAUAGAAUAGAAUUGGGACUCGAGGAUUCAAAGAUUCACUGGUUGAAUCUGACUCCUACUCUUUCCAAGCAAAAACACGUUUGGAAUUUUUUCUGGCUCAGAUCAAGGCGUUGGCGCGUUCGGUCCGCAAUGUUGGCUGAAUUUUUGUGGAAUCAGCCAUCUUGUGGAUGAAUCAUUGGUUUUUGUAUAGUUAUGUGAUGAGGGAGAGCAGGAUCAUUAUUUCUUCUUCCCUUUUUUUUUUUUUUUUCUCAUUAUUUGUUAUAAUCAAACAUGAGAAGGUUUGAAAGGUAGGUCCGGGGAACACAGUAGCUGAAGUGUUUCCCACUUAGAAGAUUCAAAAUGGGGAAGGUGGCUUGGAAUAAAUGUACAGAUUAUGCAGAUAAAAGGAUAGACAAUUUUUCAAAUUCCGGAUUUUUUGGGGAUA